GGCCAAAACGCGUCGUUUUGACGUAAAAAAAAAAUAAAUAAAUAAAACCGGCUACUGUUCGCGUCAGUAAGCCAGCCAAUAGGCGCGCGACACGUGGCGUACUGCAGGAGCUUGGCCAAUGAAAAAAUUAGCCGUUUUACAACGGUAAUAUUGUUUGUAAUGCAUUUUCUGAAAAAUAUUUUUGGUAAAAAAAAAAAAAAAAAUUUACCAACGGUCAUAAAAUUAAAUUCUCUAUAAAUAGACAUGCAUUUUUAUAUAUUUUCGAAAUCACUUAAAAUCCUCCACUUUUUUAUUUUCUUAAGCAUUUUAAAUUUGUUGAAGAGCAUUUUUGUUGCAACACACCCAUAUUGAGAAUCUUUUAAUGGAUCCAAACAACCCAAAUUUCCGCCAACAAUUUUCUGGUUUUAGUGAUGAUUUGCUAACUAAUCCCGAGUUUCAAUUGUUCUUGCAAAGAAUGGGCAAUACGUCUUUGCAACCAUCUCCACAGUAUCAGACACCCACUCAGUUUCCCCUACGAAACCAUUUUAUUGAAGAAUGUACACCUGAAACUGUACAUGAUAGCAACACACAAUUCAAUGAGAGCGAAGAGGACAGCGUACCAGAGACGCCGCAAUAUCCUCCACCAGUUCCCGAACUGAAAUCCAACCAGGUUGUUGCACGAGCGACUCGAAUUUGGUCAGUUGCGGAAGAUGAAACUCUGAUUGGGUUGUACUUGGAGAUCAGCGAGAAUGCUAUUAAAGGCACGAGCCAGAAAGCAACUUCCCUUUGGCGCGAUGUACACGCAGCAUAUCAACUUGCUCAUGCGGAGAAGCCGCAUAUACUUCCACCAAGACCUAUGAAGAGUCUGACGUCGCACUGGAGAAGGUUGGCAGCAGACACACUACAGUGGAUAUCUUGCUAUGAUGAAGCAGGUAGACUUCCGGAGGGAGGGAGUGGUUACAACGAAGCUGACCGUAUAAAAAGUGCGUCGAAGCUUUUCCAUCUCGCCCAAGGUCGUAAUUUCGCUUUUCCUCACGCUGUUGAAAUGCUUAAUAGAGAUCCAAAGUGGAGGCCAAAGCUGAGAUGGUCCUUGUCAAAGGAGGAAAGAAAAGCUGUUCGUGAUGUUGAGGAGCAAGGUAGUGCUGGAAGUGGGAAGAGGUCCAGAGAUGAUGGAGGGGAUGAAACCCCUACGGAUGGUUUUUCAUCUGGAGGAAUACAACGACCCGAAGGUGUGAAGAAAGCAAAGGCCAAGCGUAAAGGGAAAGAAGUAGCUUCGGACAGUGGUUCGUCUGAGCUUAGCGAACGAAUGAAGGAAUUGGCAACAAUUCGCGAGAGGGAGGCCAUUCUGAAGGAAGAGCGGAUCAAAAUUGAAAGGGAGAAGGAACAGAGGAAAAGGGAGGAACUUGACAUUCAUAAGAUGAAAACCUGGUUUGAUAUGGUGCAAGCUAUGAAGAAUUCGCCUACGCCACUCACUCCUGAAGAAGAGUCGUACAAGAAUUUCUUCCUGAACUUGACAUGCGCAAUGUAGUCUUUUAUGUUUAACAUGUAUUAGUGGUGUGUUUAAUUUCACUGUCAUAUGUAAACUUGUAUUCUGAUUUUCCAAUAUUGAAUGACAAGUUGUUUAACAAGUUGAUUUCAGUUGUCA
Molecule: messenger RNA, 1624 nt
Organism: Chenopodium quinoa (quinoa)
Lineage: Eukaryota; Viridiplantae; Streptophyta; Magnoliopsida; Caryophyllales; Amaranthaceae
Product: glutathione S-transferase T3-like
Exons: 2
Coding region: 362-1507 (381 amino acids)
Source: RefSeq, a predicted model, not a curated record